AUGAGUGAAGUGAAGGAAGCAGCUGACUCCUCGAUGCUCGUUGAGAAGAAUUUUUUAAGGAAGUUACUGUCAGACGAUUAUGAUCUCAUUGAAACGGCCAAAAUAAUCCAGCGAACAGACGCCCUGCCCCCCAUCGAAGUAAUCUCCAACUCCUUCCAGGCAGCCAGCAUCUGGAUCACCGUGCUCCUGGCCAUCAACAGGUACAUCGCCGUCUGCAGACCCCUGAAGGCCAACAUGGUCUCUUCAAAAGUCGUCAAAAUGCAGAUAGCUGGUGUGUUCCUGUUCAGUCUGCUCAGCAACCUACCGCGCUGGUUCUUCGUUUCAGUGAAGAUGAGCAAGAACCAGACGACGUCAUAUUCAACUAACUGUAACACUCUCUCGACCACAUCCAGCACCACAGCAACAGCUGCAACGUUGUUAUCUUCGGCUGAUGAUGGUUUCCUGGACGGCGAUGGUGAUGUUUCGUACGAAGACUACCAAAAUCAGCAACAACUACAACAACAACAACAGCAGCAGCACCAACAACAACAUCAACAACAUUAUCAGCCCCAAUCAGUUAGUUUCCUCUACUUUUACAACUCAUCAACUUUUAACAACGUGACGAACACGACCACUGCCUCGUUCAUGACCAGUGACAACGUUGGCCACAUCUCUUUCAUAUACGAAGUUGUGUACACCAUAUUCGUUCUCGUGACACCACUCAUCAUCCUCAUCGGACUCAACUGCAAAUUGGUGAAAGAAUUGAGGAAACUUAAGAUGCGUUUGCAAAACUUCAGUCGAAACUACAAGGGAUCGAACGAAGCAAACAUAACUGUGGUUAUGAUCGCCAUCGUCAUGAUAAUGGUCAUAUGUCAUACGCCCGAUCGCAUACUGCAGAUGUCCAGGUUCAUUGGCAAGUUUACAAAAGUGGCGCCCAACUCAUCGCCUCACAACCCUGGAUCAUUCCCUCACUGCCCCACCAUCUUCAUCACGUUCGCCAACAUCACUAACCUCUUGAUCAUCAUCAGUUUCUCCAUCAAUUUUGUUAUUUAUUUUGUUUUUCGGCAGCGAUUCAGGCAAAUUUUGAAGCAUAGAAUGCGAUAUUUAUGCAUAAAAAAAACGAACGACCCCAAGACAUUCAUCUACCAGAACACCUCCUACCUCCACCAGACGCACCGUUUCAACAUGACCAGCACCAACCGCAACUCGCCAAACAACAUCUCAGCUCACAGCGUCAACCUCAACUCUCCACUCAACAUUACGGCGCACACCUCCUCCGCUCAGGAAGACACCAAACUGAACAACCACUUCAAAAGUAUUAUUAAACACAGUCAUUCAGAUUCGGCAGGUCGUCAUCCCAGCAGAUACAUCAUGACUUUCAGGACUGCUUCUAUUCAUAAUCCACAGAGUGUUUAA
Molecule: messenger RNA, 1395 nt
Organism: Helobdella robusta
Lineage: Eukaryota; Metazoa; Annelida; Clitellata; Rhynchobdellida; Glossiphoniidae
Exons: 3
Coding region: 1-1395 (464 amino acids)
Biological process (GO): G protein-coupled receptor signaling pathway
Cellular component (GO): membrane
Molecular function (GO): G protein-coupled peptide receptor activity
Source: RefSeq, a predicted model, not a curated record